AGAAACUUCCGAAUUCACGCUUGUCUGAGUACGCUAACAUGCUUCAGGCUGGUACAACACGGGAAGAGUUCAUCAAUGCUCUACAGAAUCCCAACUUCAUGACAUCGCCGGAGAGCCAAGUCGACGCAGGAGACAGAUACGGCAGUGGGGACAAGCAGUCGUUCUCUCAGGGCCCAUACGCACAGGACAAUGGUGAUUCCAGUGAGUCCUUUGCUGAUGCGCGCAGUCGCUUUGCGCAGAGACGGCCCCCACAGGCCGAUGGUUAUGGCGACAGACAGAUGUACAAGGAGAACGCUGACACGUACAACAUUAACACGCCUAUGGAUACGGACACUCGUAACUACACGGAUAUGAGUCACAGGAAAGAGGACCUUGACCUAGACAGCCACAACACCAAUCCUUACUUUUCAUUGGACGAUGACAGCGCGCAGGGUAUGGAACUACGAAUGCUUCUGCAUGGAUGUUUUAGGGAUUUAGCUUACCUACUGCACAGGAUGUCUCAGCGGUACAAUGAUGUUAUGUUGUCUGUGCUUUAUGGUGAGCAAUGCAGUGUGGAUGGGCUGUAGGUGAGUGGACACACGCCGUGUAGUGCAAAUGAACGAUGUGCAUGUAUCUGAAUGUGAAGCCGG
Sphaeroforma arctica JP610 is the source of this 629-nucleotide messenger RNA. RefSeq lists its product as hypothetical. The record is from RefSeq and is a predicted model, not a curated record. NCBI's taxonomy places the organism in Eukaryota, Ichthyosporea, Ichthyophonida. The transcript has 4 exons. Bases 39 to 566 code for a protein of 175 amino acids.